AUGCCUACGCCAUGCGCCAUUACUCUCAAAUGCCCAAAAGUCCCAAACCCUCCAGGCUCCAGCCCACCGAUCCGUAUCAAAGCCGUCUUCCAAUUGCAAGAUAGUCGCGAAGAAAUCUAUACUGGGAUCAUGUUCGAAUACCUGCCCGCGAAAAUCGCAACAAAAACAGCUGUGAUAGCUACCACGAUAUCGGAUGCUUCACCGGUGAUUGUGUCCAACUACAACGGUGUUAGUGUCCGGCAGGCCGAUUGCGGCUACCGGUAUCUUCUUCCGGUGAAGGUUGCUGACGAGCCUUACGUGUGGGAAGCGGGAAGGGCAACUUCGGCGGCGCUAAUGUAG
Molecule: messenger RNA, 339 nt
Organism: Letharia columbiana
Lineage: Eukaryota; Fungi; Ascomycota; Lecanoromycetes; Lecanorales; Parmeliaceae
Exons: 3
Coding region: 1-339 (112 amino acids)
Source: RefSeq, a predicted model, not a curated record